AUGUAUCGAGUUGGUGUUGUUACGCAACCGAUUCAAAACCCAUGGCGAGUGAAGGCCGCAGGCAAAGUCAUACGACAUGUGCCGCUUACGUUAUAUUCCGACGAUACAUCCGGUAAUGUGUCGAAGAAGUGGAAUCAUCACAUGAGUAUAUUCUUUACUCUGUCCGGAUUGGCCCCCCAAUGGACAAAUCAAGAUUAUAAUAUCCACUUUUUGGCCACUUCGAAUAGCGCGACCACCCUGGAUUUGUUUGACCGAGUGGUGGAUGAUCUGAAUUGA
Messenger RNA from Melampsora larici-populina 98AG31, 276 nucleotides. RefSeq lists its product as uncharacterized. The record is from RefSeq and is a predicted model, not a curated record. Bases 1 to 276 code for a protein of 91 amino acids. Lineage: Eukaryota; Fungi; Basidiomycota; Pucciniomycetes; Pucciniales; Melampsoraceae. The transcript is spliced from 3 exons.